Messenger RNA from Rotaria sp. Silwood1, 1362 nucleotides. NCBI's taxonomy places the organism in Eukaryota, Metazoa, Rotifera, Eurotatoria, Philodinida, Philodinidae. The record is from the annotation of a GenBank genome assembly.
AUGGUUGCCGUUGAAAAUCAUGCUAAUAAUGAUGAUGGAUGGAAAAUGCUUCAACCAGAUGUUAUAUUAUUUGAAACAUCGAUUUGGGAUCUUGAUAAACCUAUACCUCAUCCAAUUUUGGAUGAUCCAUCAAAAAUGAUGCGAAUUAUUGCAAAUCCUCUGUAUGAUAAAUUAACUAUAUCUCGUGCGGCUCAUAUGCGUAAACAUAAUCCAACACCAUGUAUGCGAGAAUCACGACAAUUAAAUAGAUCAAAAGAAAAAUCUAUUAAUAUACCAUCAAGACCAAUAGAAACUGAGCAAACUAUAAUAACGACUCUACCUGAUUUAAUAUCAGAAAUAAAUAAUAGUCAAGCACAGUCAAAUUUAUCAUCUAAUCGUCAAAAUCUACCACCAUUUCGUCUUCCAACAGCAUUAUCGUCAAAUCGAAAAACAUCGAGAAAAACUUCAUCAACUUCUCGUUCUCAUAUUAUUACUUCUCGUUCGACAACACAAUCUAUUCAAUCAGCAUUAGUUGAUAACGAUUCAAAUAUUCAAAAACCUAUAGCCGAUGGUACAAUUCGUUAUGUAAACAGUCGCCAUGGUUUUGAAGUCCAACGUUAUUCGUCAGCAAAUUGGUUAGCGACUGAUGUAUAUACGAAAGAUGCUUGUCAAGCACAUGAAAAAACUUUUCGUGAAAUGCUUGAUAAAAAACGUCAAAUUGAACGUUUAUCACGUAGUAUUUAUUCAUCUGACUAUUAUAGUAAACGAUGGCAUGAAUUAUUACAAUCGUAUAAACAAGGCUAUUUAACACAUGCAGAAUGGGCUAAACAAAAUUAUCAUUUAUAUUGUUUAAAAACUUUAUAUAGUCAAGCAAAAAAACGUGAACAAAACGAUAUUGACAUAGAUAAUCAAGAUUUACGUCGUGCUCGUGCUAAAAGUGCAUUUGAUGAAUGGCAAGAAAUAAAAAGUGAAGAGCAUUCUGCACAUCAUAGUCGUUUAACAACAGCUCGUAGUCAUCAAACAAUGGGAGGAAGAUCUGGUAUAGCAAAUAAUUCAUUUUCUACUGCUAUAUCAAAAACAACUGAUGAAAAUCAUACAACAUCAGUUGAUACAAAUCGUCGUAUGUCAAUAUCAACUAGUGGUGAUAGUGAAGUUCAAAGAAUAUCAAUAUAUCAACCAACAAUAUCAUCAAAAAAUACAUCAGCUAUACCAUCAUCAACAGCGUCAUAUAUAUUAGAUAAACAACGAUGGUCUUUACAAGCAAUGCUUAAACGUGUUGUUGGACUAGCUGAACCAUUACCUCAAUCAUCGAAAGUUCCUAAUCGUAAACAAUCACCAGUGACAAUUACAAGCACUGAUAGUGGUUUUGAAUCUGUUACUUAA